AUGAGCUGGAAUACAAGCAAUGGAGUUAAUGGAACUCACAAGGGGUCUACCCCCCAGAAAGAAAAUUAUGUUCAAGUGCCUUCCUCAUCUCCUAUAGUCAUAAAGUCAUCUCAUGCCGAUAAUAAUCACAGGGCACAGCCGAGUUUCAAUAGCAAGAUAGACGAGCAAAAACAAAUGGAAAUUGAAAGGAAACGACAAAAGAUUCGUGAACACAAGGAUUUCCCACUUAUAAGGAAAAGAUUCUAUUACUUGAGUGAAAGUGACAUAUUCAAGGGAUUUGUUAAGGGUAAAGGAGUUUUACGAGAUGUCACCAGAUGGCUAGAGGACAAUCAUAGCUAUGGGGACUACUUAAAAAAGCAAAAGGCUGAAAGAGAACAGAGAUUAAGGCAGGAGGAACUCACGAAACAAAAACAGAGAGAAGAUCGAUUAAAACGGGAGUACGAAGCAGGCUUGAGAAAAAAGAGUGAACAAAAUGGUGAUGGUGAAAGUGCUCAUGCUCCUUAUGAUGAUGAGGAUGAUUCCCCUGUUAAGAUGAAAGGUAAAGCUAGGGUAAAAAUUCAUGAUGCAUCACCCAGUAAAGAGGAUCAGCUGUCUACAAAAGUUGAAGUCAAGAUGAAGCAAUCUUUAAUUGAUAAGUACAAGAACCCAGGUCCAAAGCAAACUACACUUGAAAGGUUCGGUAGGUUAGGAUCAUUGUCAAACACUGGUGCAAAGAAAAGAAAGUUGGUCAGGGGUACAUUAUUCGACAGGGAUAAUUCACCGGUCUCAGAUUCGGUUUCUCCCGUGCCCGCUCCAUCAUCGUUGAGUGCAAAGUUUAGCUUUGACAAUAAUAACAAUAACAGCACCACCAGCUUGACUAGCAGUGGAUCAUCUUCUCAAGUUGACGAAUUAGAAGAGCUGGAGAGAAGAAUUGCAGAAAAUCUUAAAUUAGCAAAACUACGGAAACAGCAAUUACUGAACCAUGCUCAUAAUGGCGGUAACAACAGACAGAAUGCGAUACAAAUUAGCGAUGACGAGGACAUCUUGGGCGAAGAUGACGAUGUUAGCGACUCUAUGUCGGAUGAAGAUCUCGAAAUGAAUAAUGAAGAAGGGCUCACUACAAUUGAUGGCAAAAUUCUCGAAUUCAUCAACAAUGCACCCAUUGAAGAUUUGAUUGAUAUAUCAAGUAUCGAGCCCGCAACUGCCGAACUCGUGAUUAGUUUACGUCCGUUCAAAACUAUUUAUGAUAUAUCUGAAAACGAUUUCUCUAAAGAGGAGGCAAAGAAAAAUAGUCGAAAAAAGAAGAUGGGAAUGAGAAUAGUUGAGCAAACAGAGCAAAGUCUAAAGGGCUACAAGGCAAUUGACUCUUUGAUCAAAAAGUGCGCGGAAUACGGUGACAUUAUAUCAUCCCAGAUGAAGGAAUGGGGCGUAUCACAAACGGGUGAAAAUGGGGAACUAGAUUUAGCCGAUUUGGAUCCUGUACAGGAUGAUGAAAUUGAAAAGAACGAAAAUGAAGACGAUGAUGAUGUAGUUGUGAUUAAAAAGAAAGGAUUGAAAUAUAUCAAGCACAAACCGGCUAUGCUAGCUGAUGACAUUACGUUAAACAACUACCAACAAGUGGGGCUCAAUUGGAUCAACUUGCUAUACCAUAAUAAGCUCUCUUGUAUCCUCGCCGAUGAGAUGGGGUUGGGAAAAACUUGUCAGGUGAUUGCAUUUAUGGCACAUUUAAAAGAAGUUAGUGAAAAGGGCCCCCAUUUAGUGGUGGUCCCUGCGUCCACUAUCGAAAACUGGAUUCGUGAGUUCAACAAAUUCUGUCCUGAUAUCAAAGUUCAAGCUUAUUACGGAUCGCAAAGGGAAAGAGAGGAAUUGAGAUAUGAGUUACAAGACGCUGAUUAUGACGUCUUGGUUACGACGUACUCAAUGGCUUGUGGAUCACCUCAUGAUGCCAAGUUUUUAAAGCAUCAGGAUUUCAAUGUUGUGGUUUAUGACGAAGGACACUUGUUGAAAAACUCUCAAUCAGAAAGGUAUGCCAAAUUGAUGAAACUCAAAGGUCAAUUUAGGUUGUUGUUGACCGGAACCCCGUUGCAAAACAAUUUGAAAGAAUUAGUGUCAUUAUUGUCGUUCAUUUUGCCCCAGGUGUUUAAUGAAAAAAGAGAAGAUCUUGUGGGUAUUUUUAGACAAAAGGCAAGCGGGGUUUCUGAAAAUGGAAAAUCUACAUCCAAAGAGUAUAACCCAUUGUUGUCCAUGCAGGCAAUUAAGAAUGCCAAGACAAUGAUGACACCAUUUGUGUUGCGUAGAAGGAAAGAUCAAGUGUUGCAACACUUGCCAGCUAAGUGCCAUGAAAUCGUGCAUUGUAAAUUAACUCCUAAUCAGGCCGAAUUGUAUAACAAGUUUCUCAAUGACGGCAGAAAAAUACGUGGCGAGAGAGAAAGGAGAAAGAAUUUACCUGCGGCGGAGGUUGUCAAGUUGAGCAAAUCAGACCCUAUUCCCACGUCAUCAAAUGUAUUGAUGCAAUUGCGGAAAGCGGCUUUGCAUCCAUUGUUAUUUCGGGUUAUAUAUGACGACGAAAAACUCAAGCUGAUGGCUAAGGCAAUAAUGAAUGAACAUGAGUAUGUGGAAGCUAAUGAAACUUACAUUUACGAGGACAUGACAGUAAUGUCCGAUUUCGAAUUGAACAAUUUGUGUGUCAAAUUUCCACGCACCUUAAGGAAAUGGCAGUUGGAUGACUCUUCAUUCUUGGAUAGUGGGAAAGUUGUUGAAUUGCAAAAAGUUCUUGAUUACAUUAUCAACACCAGAGGCGAAAAAGUAUUGAUCUUUUCCCUUUUCACACAGGUAUUGGACAUUUUGGAGAAAGUGCUUUCCGUUUUCAAAUAUAAGUUUGUUAGACUUGACGGUGGCACCAAGGUUGAAGAAAGACAAGAUACGAUUGAUAUGUAUUACGAGGAUGACACCAUCCCAAUCUUUUUACUUUCUACAAAAGCGGGUGGUUUUGGUAUCAAUUUAGUGGCUGCAAACAAUGUCAUAAUAUUCGAUCAGUCGUUUAACCCUCAUGAUGAUAAGCAAGCUGAGGAUCGAGCACAUAGAGUUGGUCAAACAAAAGAAGUAACGGUGUACAAAUUUAUUACUGAAAAAACCGUGGAAACAAAUAUCUUAAUGGUUGCGGAAAACAAGUUGCAGUUGGACUACAGUAUCUCAUCAAAUGAAGCUGCAGAUACUAGCAAGUUUGAAGAAAACGCAGCAUCCAUUUUUGAAAAGAUAUUGUUUGAGGGGAAAUAA
Messenger RNA from Lodderomyces parapsilosis, 3255 nucleotides. Its product is annotated as DNA-dependent ATPase. The transcript has a single exon. Gene Ontology annotation, molecular function: ATP binding; ATP-dependent chromatin remodeler activity; DNA binding. Lineage: Eukaryota; Fungi; Ascomycota; Pichiomycetes; Serinales; Debaryomycetaceae. The coding region runs from base 1 to 3255 and encodes 1084 amino acids. The record is from RefSeq and is a predicted model, not a curated record. Gene Ontology annotation, cellular component: nucleus.